Pundamilia nyererei is the source of this 3820-nucleotide messenger RNA. It is a transcript of the gene lmx1bb, whose product is annotated as LIM homeobox transcription factor 1, beta b. The transcript has 11 exons. The coding region runs from base 1151 to 2281 and encodes 376 amino acids. NCBI's taxonomy places the organism in Eukaryota, Metazoa, Chordata, Actinopteri, Cichliformes, Cichlidae. Gene Ontology annotation, cellular component: nucleus. Gene Ontology annotation, molecular function: DNA-binding transcription factor activity, RNA polymerase II-specific; RNA polymerase II transcription regulatory region sequence-specific DNA binding. Gene Ontology annotation, biological process: regulation of transcription by RNA polymerase II; neuron differentiation. The record is from RefSeq and is a predicted model, not a curated record.
UGAUUAUAUUGUAUUGGUAGUCCUCCGCUCCUAAUGCUGCUUAGUGGUAAGAUAAUCCAAUAUAGUGGGCGGAGGUAAUUGACCCCAUGUUGAUAGAAGCGCUGGAAGGAAACCAAGCAAACCGGGGGUGGAUGACUUCAUGAGUGGCAGUGAUCGGCAGCUGUUCUCUUGUUGAACAGCAGAGGGCAACGCCAACAAUCUCUUCUCUGUUUCACCAAACUGGGCUACAGGUCAUCGCCUUGAUGCUUCACAAAGGCUGUAAGAAACAACACACAGCAGGCCUUUGGACUGAAGAUGAAUAGCUGUGGUUGGCAGAGGCGACCUCCGUGCCGGACAGCCCGCUGUUAUCGCCACUGAUCGCCAGGUGCAUCAGCUGAAAGGCAACAGCAGCUUCCACUGGAGACAAUACACAAAAGAGCGUGGAAACACAAACACACACAUACACACACUGCCUAAAUUCAUAUGCAUUUUUUUUCACAGUAUAUAACAAAUGUCCACUGAGUCCACGGAGGGCAUUUUAUGGCAUCAAAACGGCGCAUUAUUUAAUCCACCACACAAUGUAAUAAUACUUCAAUUGUGUUAUUAUCUGUAUUAUUAUUGUUGUUGUUGUUGUUAUUAUUGCUAUGAUGGCAGGUCAGGCCUCAGUAAAAUAUCACUUUGGGCUGUCUGCUUUAGGUUGCCUGUCUGUGUGUUGUUAUUGGACUGUGUGGAGCUCACUGUACUCUGCUCCAAUAGCAUCCCAAUAGCAGUGAAUGGAGGACUGAAAAAAAAAGUGUAGCCAUGCAUGCAGGAGUGGGAGGAUCUACUCGCUUCAAUCUCGAUCUCAGACUUUUGCAGCGACAGGGGCACAACCAACCAACCGUCUCUGUUACUUCCAAAGAGUUACUGCCGGGACAUCCUACACACACACACUCAUACACACACGCACACACACACACACACACACACACUAUACUAUCUUUGGAUUUGUUCUCAACUUUUACUUCUGCGCUUUUUUCCUUGGCGAGACUGUAAUCCCGUGAAGACAUUUUUCCAGACUUCUCCCGUCGGCUUAGGGGCGAGAAGAUAAAGCUUCCUCGGUCCUCUUAUCAUAACAGGUCUGGUGUCACUGGAGCGCCUCUCCGCGGGUGAACAGUCCGAGACGUGCAUCAUGCUAGACGGCAUUAAAAUAGAAGAUCACCCCCUGCGAUCGGGACAAGCCACACUCGGAGUUAUGCUCGGGACUGAAUGUCAUCACAGAUCCGUGUGUGAAGGAUGCCAGCGUCCCAUCUCCGACCGCUUCUUGAUGAGAGUCAACGAUUCCUCGUGGCAUGAAGAGUGUUUGCAGUGCACCGUGUGUCAACAGCCCCUCACCAACAGCUGUUACUUCAGAGAAAGGAAACUUUACUGCAAACACGACUACCAACAGUUGUUUGCAACCAAGUGCAGCGGCUGCAUGGAGAAAAUCGCCCCCACAGAGUUUGUGAUGCGUGCUCUGGAGUGCGUCUACCACCUGAACUGCUUUUGCUGCUGCGUGUGCGACCGCCAGCUGAGGAAGGGCGAUGAGUUUGUUCUGAAGGAGGGUCAGCUGCUUUGCAAGAUUGACUACGAGAGGGAGAAAGACUUACUCAGCUCGGUCAGCCCGGAUGACUCAGACUCAGAGAAAAGUGACGAUGAGGAGUUGGACAUCAAGCCAGAGAAAGGCAUAGGGAGCCAGGGGAAGGGGGAUGACAGCAAGGAUCCAAGGAGGCCCAAAAGACCACGAACCAUUCUGACCACUCAACAGAGACGGGCCUUUAAGGCUUCUUUUGAGGUCUCUUCAAAGCCCUGCAGAAAGGUGAGGGAGACUCUGGCUGCAGAGACAGGACUCAGUGUCCGGGUGGUCCAGGUGUGGUUUCAGAACCAGAGAGCUAAGAUGAAGAAGUUGGCAAGAAGACAGCAGCAACAACAAGAACAACAGAAUUCUCAAAGACUUGGCCAAGAGGUGAUGUCUAAUCGAAUGGAAGGGAUGAUGAACUCCUUCACACCGCUGGCUCCGCCGCAGCAGCAGCUGGUCGCCAUGGAUCAGAAUGGUUACAGUACAGACCCGUUCCAACAGGGGCUCACCCCCCCACAGAUGCCCGGGGACCAUAUGAACCCAUAUGGUAAUGAUUCUGCAUUCCAUGACAUAGACAGUGACACGUCCUUAACCAGCCUCAGUGACUGCUUCAUGGCAUCGUCAGAAGUCAACUCCUUGCAGGCCCGCGUGGGGAACCCCAUCGACCGCCUCUACUCCAUGCAGAACUCUUAUUUUGCGUCAUGAAAACAGAAGAGGAAGCUAACAUUAGCGCAGAAUAAACUGCCCAUCUCAACCUGAAGAGCGAUGGAUGGCCAGGACCUACGCUAACAUGGACAUGACAGAAGAAACACCUCCUUGCAGUAGCUCCUGGUUAUGUGUGGAAGCUUACUGAAAAGAUAGUAAAACCACUUAUUGUAGGACAGUGACGAUUCCUGGGGGAAAGACUUAAAUAUUGUUAGAGAUUAUUUGGUAGGAUUGCUUAUUUGUCACAGGAAAUAUUACUCUUUUCUUUGUUCACUUAAAGGAAAUAAGUAGAUAUUGAAGCCACUGAUUACACACUCUCAAGCCAAAUAACACAAAGAAUUUAUACAGUGCAUGAUCAAUUGUAAACAAAAAGUUUUUGUAAGCUCCCCCCUCCCUCCCUUCCUCCCCCAGUUAAGAUGUGGUGUUUGGACUGUUUCUUCUUUCACACUACAUGGGAUUCCAUGUUCACCGUUAGCAUUUUGAUCACUUUCCAUAGGUUUAGAUAUUGUGUUAAUAGUAAAUAGGUGCAGCAUGUCUGCAAGAGUGACUGUACAUUUGUGUAUGUAUGAGAGAAAGAACUGUUUAGCUGAGACAAAAGUGGAGAAUUUGGUGGACAAGUAGGAUCAGUGAAGUGUAAAUACUUUCCCCAGGCAAAUUGGAUGUGCAUGUUAAAAAUGGAAAGCAUUCUAUUUAUUUAACUAUAACAGGCUCUUGAAGGUACAUAUUAAAACUGAAAAGCUUUAUUUAAAAAGGAGAGCAUUUUUGUUGAGGAAUUAGUGAGUUCAUGAGUAUCACAGCUCAUCUGUAUACCUUUUUAAUAUGAAGAUUAACCCUCUUGUUUUUGUUUUAUUCAGCCAAGCUGUAAAUGGGCAAAGUUGCUAUUUAUUUCAUACAGACCAUAAACCUUUUGUUGUCAUUGUCCUAUGUGCAUUAUCAAAAUGUUAAAGUUGCUAAUUGACCAAAGUCGACUGGUUUGAUGAAUAAACAAUGUCUUUCUCCUGAUAAUGUUAAAUAAAUACCAUCAGUGACAAGUCAUCAAGUAUUACCAACUUUUGGGGCUCAAAAAUUAAGCCAGUGUGGGAGUGCCAAAAACUGCAGUUGCUCAAAUGACAACUUGAGGCUAAUUCCAAAAGAAAGUCAGUCCUUUUGAUGUUUUGCAGACAUGUGAUUAACCCUCUGAUGUUAACUUGUCUAUCAUUUUGGACAUGUGACAGUCAUGGUAUGAAUAAGGCCCCAAUCACACCGGCCUAGAGAACUGUCUGUGACCAUCCAGUAAUCUUUCGUCGUGAGGGGAAAAUUAGUAUUGCCUGACUGGUUAUUGGUAGUUGCUGGAGGUUGAUGGCAGUCGCUGGCAAAAUGAUUGUUAAAGCCCCAGUCACGCAGGCCAACAGACCUGCCAGUGACCCCCUUUCAAACAAUGGUUGCUAGCAAAAAAUGUGUAUUCCCCAACUGGUUGGCAAGCAUACUAGCAUACUGCUGCAAUCGUGGUUUGAAUGGAAGUGGCAGAAUUGUCUACACACACCGGCCAGCUAGUCCCUG